GUUCUUAGUGCAUGAGCUGAACCUUACCGCAGCCAAGCUGAAAGCGCCAUGUGGACAGAUGCCAAGGCCGUAGUGCAUGGCUGCCAUUGAGUGGAGCGACAUAUACAGAGCAACGAACAGGGACAAUACGCCGACGCCGGGCUAUUUGUUUAAUGACAUUGUGCAGAAUGUGUCGAACGCCUGUCCAUCAGAGAUUCCCGCGCUGGCUCAGUACUUGAUCGAUUGCGUCAAUGGUGACCAUGCCCACGUCAAACUCAAAGCACUCUUUGUGAUCAAGACGCUGGCCUACAGGAUUCCGCCCUUUCAGCAGGCCUUCCUGAGUCAGCCUGAUGGCCUGGGUUCAAUCCAAGAAGCUUGCGUUUUCACCGGCCCCCCAUCGCCCAUGUUCGGCGACGAGCCUUACCGCCUGGUGCGAGAGGCUGCUGAAGGAGCAAGGGAGGUCUUGGAGACGAACGAGUUUUAUCACCAGGAGUACAAAGAGCUUUCUCGUCGCAUUGUUGGCUUUGGAAAUUACGAGCCACCUGAGGACACAAAGCUGCCCGACGGUUCUGUGAACGUUGCCAAGGACGUUACCUUUGGCGAUGUAUUGGGCACAGCUGUAGGUGGUGUGCUCAACGGCGCUGGGGCAAUCAUCCAGGGCGUGAAGGGUCUGUUUGAGACUCACUCGCGGCAUGUCUCUGGCUUGGAGCUGGAGGGCAUGGGCAUGGAUGAGCCGGAGGUGGCAGAGGACCCCUACGAGGAGGAGGCGCAGAUGCAGAUGGACGAAGAAGAAGAUGAGUACCGACCAUCCACGGGAGACUACAUUCCUCCCUCAGUGCCCAUUGUUUCAGAUGCCCAGGCAGCUCCGUUUCACCCACCAGAAGCCCAGGCCGAAAGCGACCUCUUGGAUUUCGAGGGAUCUCAUCACGAUCUCAUUGAUCCAGAGGCCAGAGAGCCAUGAGGUACGUCGAAGUCCUGUGGCCGUUUGAGUUGCCAGCAAAAUGAGAGAAAAAAGAACAAAAC
Cladocopium goreaui is the source of this 1002-nucleotide messenger RNA. Lineage: Eukaryota; Dinophyceae; Suessiales; Symbiodiniaceae. The record is from the annotation of a GenBank genome assembly.